UGACCCUGUACCAGCCCCGGCAGCCGCCAGGUCGGCGACAAUUGCUAUCCCGAUUACCAGAGGAGCAAAAGAACCCAACAAAGAGGGAAAUAAAGUAAGAGGCGGACAGAAACACACCGGGGGGGGGGGAGAAAGUAUAAGAAAUACAAAAGUCAACACCUGGGGUUCAUUCUUCAAAUCCGUGCGGUGCAGCGGUUGUUUCUCCCGGAUUGUCCAAAAGUGUGGGGACACUGUCUGUUUUGUUAUUGAUGCGAGGACAGUCCCCCCUGAACCACCCCAGGACUGGAGCAGCUCCAGCUGACAGUGCGCAGCCGAUGACGGGGCUGUUGCUCGGUGAGUGAGUGUCAGUCUGUGCGUUGCUGCUGUGAGUGUUACACUACAUCAGAUACACUGUGACUCACUCUUACUGACAUUGUAUCCUCACUCUCUCUCUCUCUCGGUAUACUCAUCUCUUCAGGUGUACGUCUGGUGCCCGGCUGUUCACUUUCUUUUUUUUUCAAUUAUGUUAAGUUCUACGUCUUAAUUCUCUGUCUUUUCCGUUGUUGUCGGUGAGUGGUGUGUGUGUUUGUUUGUUUGGGAGGUGGGAGGGGAGCAGAGAGUGUGAGACACUGUCGUGCUUCAGUGCAGUCAGUGUGUGACAGCGAGCCAGCGGCGGAGAUGUCGGAUGACGACUCGAGGGCCAGCACCAGCUCCUCCUCGUCUUCAAGUUCCUCGCAGGCAGCUGAGAAAGAGACGAGAAACAACAACAACAACAACGACAGCAUCACCGGCACCGGCGGCGGCGGCAGCAGCAAUAACAACAACAACGGCGGCGGAGGGAGCAAGAGGAAAAGAGAAGCGAAGAACAACACCAUGAGCAAGAACCCUAAGCUGCUCACCACCAGCGCCAAGAGAAUCCAGAAGGAGCUUGCUGAUAUCACGUUGGAUCCACCACCGAACUGCAGUGCUGGACCAAAAGGCGAUAAUGUUUACGAGUGGAGGUCAACAAUUCUGGGGCCUCCAGGGUCAGUUUAUGAAGGUGGUGUGUUCUUUCUGGACAUUGUAUUUUCAGCAGAAUAUCCUUUUAAACCACCCAAGGUGACUUUCCGAACAAGAAUCUAUCAUUGCAAUAUCAACAGUCAAGGUGUGAUUUGUUUGGAUAUCCUGAAGGAUAACUGGAGCCCAGCACUGACCAUCUCCAAGGUUCUUCUGUCAAUUUGUUCUCUUCUCACAGAUUGCAAUCCUGCGGACCCUUUGGUUGGGAGCAUAGCCACACAGUAUAUGACUAACAGGGCUGAACAUGACAGAAUAGCAAGACAGUGGACCAAGAAAUACGCCACAUAAACUGAUGGUUGUCAGUCCUACCAACAUUUGUCUCCGAUGGAAAUGAGCUGCUUCUCAUUGAAUUGAAAAGGGGAAUGGGUUGGGGUGAAGGGGAGGGGAGGGGAAUGGGACAAGCAUUCCUAUUACAGGUUUUAAAUGCAACAGUCUUUUAUUUGCAUAAGUCUAGUCAGAACCCUUGAUGAGCUUUGUUAUUGUAGCUUAAACAAUAAACUAUUGAUAUCUGACAGUAGAUAGGAAAUUCACGUGGAAAAGUUUGAUGAUUAUGACAUAAUGGGUCAAUUAAGACCCAGAUUUGUUACUGAAAUAUUAAGUGAUACCUCUUUACUGGUUUAAGUUUUAGUUGUCUGUGUUCACUGUGUAUGGUCAAAAUUUGAAGAUGCUUAUAACACCAGUCAAACUUGGAAGGGUUGAAACUGUUGAAAAAUGUAGGGGAAGCCAUGCUAAAGACUUUUGGCAUUUUUUAAAAUCCAAGAAGAAUGCUGACCAGAUACAACAGCAUCGUCUUUAUUCAGGGAAUAAGGAGUGAAUUGGCAGAAUAUUUGUAAUUACAGGGAACUGGUUUUAUUUCGCAGGGAGAGUGAGGGUGAAACCCAAAAUCCUUUUAAGUAACUGUUUUGCCUUAUUUGAAUUAGGGUCUCAAUUCAGUGUGCUUUGUGGGCUAUGUACUAGGGCAGAUUUUGUUUUUACAUUAAUAUUAUACAACUUUAGGUCCUUUCUAAAAUUAUCAAACAUGUAACCUUAAAAAAAGUUGAUUGAGGGCCUUGAGCCCCUGACUUAUUUCAAAUUCUACAAUGUCUAUUUCAAAAAACAGUUGUCAGUCGUCAUUCUUUAGCCAGAUGAGAGUAUUGUAUUAAAAUAUCUUUGCUGCUUUCUUUUAAUGCAGAGUGUUCACAAAAGAAAAGAGUGCAUUUUAAUUUUGAUGUUUUGUGAAAAUUUUAGAGAAUAUUAGAACUUGAGGAUGAGCUGUUUAAGUUCUGUCAAUUAAUGUUAAGACUUCAUUGGCCCCCUUCAUAUUGCAAAUUCAAAGAAUGUUGAUCUCUACCAAAGUUGUACAGUUACUGGUCUGUAACCACUGUAAUUCCGACUGUUUAUUUGGCAAGUUAAACUAAAAUGUCAGUUUGUCAGCAACCACACAUUCUGAUUAAAAACACUGAUCAUGAAACUUUAUUUAAUGA
Hemiscyllium ocellatum (epaulette shark) is the source of this 2498-nucleotide messenger RNA. RefSeq names its product ubiquitin-conjugating enzyme E2 E1. The record is from RefSeq and is a predicted model, not a curated record. NCBI's taxonomy places the organism in Eukaryota, Metazoa, Chordata, Chondrichthyes, Orectolobiformes, Hemiscylliidae. Gene Ontology annotation, biological process: protein polyubiquitination. Gene Ontology annotation, molecular function: ubiquitin conjugating enzyme activity. Gene Ontology annotation, cellular component: nucleus. Bases 658 to 1323 code for a protein of 221 amino acids. The transcript has 5 exons.